Rosa chinensis is the source of this 1412-nucleotide messenger RNA. RefSeq lists its product as uncharacterized. Gene Ontology annotation, biological process: transmembrane transport. Lineage: Eukaryota; Viridiplantae; Streptophyta; Magnoliopsida; Rosales; Rosaceae. The transcript has 4 exons. Gene Ontology annotation, molecular function: channel activity. The record is from RefSeq and is a predicted model, not a curated record. Gene Ontology annotation, cellular component: membrane. The coding region runs from base 448 to 696 and encodes 82 amino acids.
CUAGCAAUUUUCUCCUUCCGACUUUGCUAUCUCUAUAAUUCCCUAGCUUUUUUAGUACUUUUAAGAAUUUCAGCCAUGGCUGAGAAUCUUGCAACCAAUGGAAGCCAUGUUCUCAAUGUUGAAAAUGAUAAACCUUGCUCCAAUACCAAUCAAGAAUCAAGCAGUAGCUUUUUCUAUGUACCCUUUAUGCAGAAGGCGACAUAAAUCUUGUUACUUUCCUUAAUUUUUGGUUCAAGCGUACAAUUGAAAAAUGUGAUCUCUUAGUUUUAAAAUGAUUCCAUCAAAUGUUUAAAGUUGAGAUCUUUUUAUUUUCAGGUAAUUGCUUAGGUGUUGGGGACAUACUUUUUUAUAUUUACGGGUUGUGAGUCUGUGGUGGUGAAUUUGAACACAGAAAAUACGGUGUCGUUUCCAGGGAUUGCAAUAGUUUGGGGACUGGUUGUGAAGGUCAUGAUUUACUCUGUUGGUCACAUCUCUGGUGCUCAUUUCAAUCCUGCUGUCACUAUUGCUUUUGCUGCUACCAAGAGAUUUCCAUGGAAACAGGAUGAGAUGGAAAUGGCAAAGGCUGGUGGGGACGUUGUGGUGGAGAAGUCUAAUACAUGUGAAGAAUGUGGUGCUAGUCUCAUUGGGGAGAAAAUUCUCGAGUGUCUCUGGUGGGUGGAUGAAAAUUCUGGGAAUCUUGGAUACCUCAGAGUCUGAAAGCCCUUUGACACCAAUUUUCAGGUCAUCAAAAGCAUACAAUUCUUUUUAUUUUUCUGCAGUACUGUAUUCCUCAUCUGCCAUCUUAACUUUGUUGGUUAGUUGAGAGGUUUUGGCUGGAACUGUGUUGGUUAUUGUAAUUAGUAUGUUGUCUUUCAAUUCCAAUAUUAUGUAAAUCAAGCUUCUUACCCUAGAUGGAUGCACAGCUCUGAUACCAUAAAGAACAGAAGAAGAAGAUAGGAAUUAAACUGAUAUUCGUGGGCUCACAAGGAAGAGGAAGAUGAAUAUGACAAAUUUGGGCGAUUUAUGGUUAUGUGUUCUUAUACUCAAUAGUUCUUCAAUUUGUUUUUGUGCUUUUUGUUUAUCAAAUUUGAUGUGAUUGGUAAUUAAAUUUAAUUCAGAUUUACCAUUUGCUUGUUUCUGGGAUGUGAGAGUUGCUCUGGUUUUUCUUGGUUUUGUUUGAGGUUACAUAUAGUGAUAAUCGUAGGGCUCUAUACACGAGUCACCAACAGGAGCCUAAAAACAGUAGACGUUUCAGAGCAUUUCUUGUCUUUGUUUAUUAAUCUAUCAUCAGAAAAUACAAUAUUGUUCUAUAGAUGGACCAUAAUUUUAGCAUUUCUAAAUCGGCAAAUAGAUUAGUACAUUACUGAUAUCUAGCCAUACAAACUUAGCAUUACUAUACUAUGGCAAAGAAAGUUACACUCCACUGAAGCACA